Molecule: messenger RNA, 225 nt
Organism: Hirsutella rhossiliensis
Lineage: Eukaryota; Fungi; Ascomycota; Sordariomycetes; Hypocreales; Ophiocordycipitaceae
Exons: 1
Coding region: 1-225 (74 amino acids)
Source: RefSeq, a predicted model, not a curated record
AUGGCUUCCGUCGCCGCGGCCGACGAGGAGCGUCGCGACCGCAUCGUCUCCCACAUGAACCGCGCCCACACCCGUGAGCUCGCCCAUUACCUCCGCCACUUCGCUGGCGCCUCGUCCCGUGAUGCCUCCAACCCGUCCCUGCGCGACCUGACGCUGCAGGGCAUGCGCAUCCGCGCUGCCGGCAACGACUACGCCAUCCCCUUUGCCCCCCCUCUGGACAACUGA